ACAGCCCUGGGGGGAUGGGAGGAUGUAGGGUCCGGCCCUGCCCCAGACUCCCCGUGUCCAAUUUCUCCAUGUCAGCUGUGCUGCUCAGCUGUCCACUUUCCUCCAGCCCUGUCAUUUCAGCUCUGCCACCAAGGUGAGAGGCUAGAAGGCCUACAAAUCCAUCUGAUUAGUUGGUGUGCGUACGAAGGGUACUGGGGGGCUUAGCCCCCAAGGAAGAGGAUCGCCCAUCCCCUGCACGACCAUCAAGGCCCUAGGGGAUCCCUUUUUCCCCACAGACUGAGGACUGACUUAGGGAAUCCCAAACGAUGACAGAAAAAGAGGUGCUAGAGUCCCCUAAGCCCUCCUUCCCAGCAGAGGCACCGCAAAGUGGGCUACAGCGGCUGAAGCAGUUAUUCAGGAAGGGGUCUCCAGAGCCAAAGGAGAUGGAGCUUCCCCCAGAGCCGCAGGCCAAUGGGGAGGCAGUGGGAGCCGGGGGUGGGCCAAUCUACUACAUCUAUGAGGAAGAGGAGGAAGAAGAAGAGGAGGAGGAGCCACCCCCAGAACCUCCUAAGCUUGUCAAUGACAAGCCCCAUAAAUUCAAAGAUCACUUCUUCAAGAAACCAAAGUUCUGUGAUGUCUGUGCCCGGAUGAUUGUGCUCAAUAACAAAUUUGGGCUCCGUUGUAAGAACUGCAAAACCAACAUACAUGAACAUUGCCAGUCCUACGUGGAGAUGCAAAGAUGCUUUGGCAAAAUCCCACCUGGUUUCCGAAGGGCCUAUAGCUCCCCACUCUACAGCAAUCAGCAGUAUGCUUCCUCCACCAAUCGCAAUGACCCUGUGUUUGAAACCCUGCGCACCGGGGUGAUCAUGGCAAACAAGGAAAGGAAGAAGGGACAGGCAGAUAAGAAAAAUCCUCUAGCAGCCAUGAUGGAAGAAGAGCCAGAGUCUUCCAGGCCAGAGGAAAGCAAGCCUCAGGAUGGAAACAGCCCUGAAGGGGACAAGAAGGCUGAGAAGAAGACACCUGAUGACAAACACAAGCAGCCUGGUUUCCAGCAGUCUCAUUACUUUGUGGCUCUCUAUCGGUUCAAAGCACUGGAGAAGGACGAUCUGGAUUUCCCGCCAGGGGAGAAGAUCACUGUCAUUGAUGACUCCAAUGAGGAGUGGUGGCGAGGGAAAAUCGGAGAGAAAGUUGGGUUUUUCCCUCCCAAUUUCAUCAUUCGGGUCCGUGCUGGAGAACGUGUGCAUCGGGUAACGAGAUCCUUCGUGGGGAACCGAGAGAUCGGGCAGAUCACUCUCAAGAAGGACCAGAUCGUGGUGCAGAAAGGAGACGAAGCUGGAGGCUACGUCAAAGUCUACACCGGCCGCAAGGUGGGGCUGUUUCCCGCCGACUUCCUGGAGGAGAUUUAGGUGUGCCGGCACCUGCAGGCCGGAAACACCUGUGCUCCAUUCUGGGCGGGGCCCAGUGGAGGUUGGGGAGAAAAAAAGGAACGAAAGCAAUUGGACUGCGGGUGGGGAGGGUUGGGAAGGCGCACCAACCAAGACGGAGCUUCCGGGAAAGGGACUGGUUCCUGCCUCCCUCCCCCGACCUGGGGCUUCGAUGAUUUUUGCUAUUCGUUGCCUGGAGCAGCCCGUAUCCCGCAAGCCCCUCAAGGCCUU
Dipodomys ordii (Ord's kangaroo rat) is the source of this 1634-nucleotide messenger RNA. It is a transcript of the gene Stac3, whose product is annotated as SH3 and cysteine rich domain 3. NCBI's taxonomy places the organism in Eukaryota, Metazoa, Chordata, Mammalia, Rodentia, Heteromyidae. Gene Ontology annotation, biological process: positive regulation of voltage-gated calcium channel activity; positive regulation of protein localization to plasma membrane; skeletal muscle contraction. The record is from RefSeq and is a predicted model, not a curated record. Gene Ontology annotation, cellular component: extrinsic component of cytoplasmic side of plasma membrane. The coding region runs from base 306 to 1385 and encodes 359 amino acids. Gene Ontology annotation, molecular function: protein binding. The transcript has 12 exons.